AUGGCCGACCGCAAGUCGCUCGACGACCUCGAGGGCAAGGCGCUCGACGUGACCAUCGAGAACGCCACCCCGGAGCUGCCGUACAUCGACCCAGUGAAGGAGCGCGCGCUGAUCCGCAAGAUCGACCUGCGCCUCUUCCCCAUGAUCUGGGUGUGCUACCUCAUGUCGUACAUUGACCGCACGAACAUCGGCAACGCCAAAGUCGGCGGCAUGUCCCACGACCUCAAGAUGACAUCGAGCGACUACUCGCUCGUCCUGUCCAUCUUCUUCAUCGGAUACCUCCUCUUCGAGCCCCCGAGCAACAUGCUGCUCUCGCACGCCAGGCCAAGUCUCUACAUCCCGUCGAUCAUGGUCAUCUGGGGCGCGAUCUCCGUUGCGCCAGUAGGCAUCCACACCACCGCCGGCAUGGCCGUGUUCCGUCUCUUCCUCGGCCUCGUCGAGGCCGGCUUCUGGCCCGGCUGCAUGCUCGUCAUGUCAUGCUGGUACAAGUCCGAUGAGAUGUCCAAGCGCACGGCCUUCUUCUACUCGGCCUCCAUGGUGGCCGGCGCAUUCGGCGGCCUGCUCGCCGGCGCAAUUAUCACCGGAAUGGAGGGCAUGGGCGGCAUCACUGGCUGGCGCUGGCUCUUCAUCAUCGAGGGCAUCAUGACUGUCACGGUGGCCCUUGCGGCGUUCACCGUCCUGCCUGACUUCCCUGCCACGACCAAGUGGAUCUCGGGCGAGGAGCGCGACCUCGCCCUCAACCGCCUGCUUGUCGGCGGCGCGGGUGACGGUGCUGGCGAGGACCAUGCCGGCCACUGGGCUUCGUUCAAGGCUGCGUGCAAGGACCCCAGGACUUGGGUCUUCUCCCUCACCUACACUUUCGUCCAGGGUGCGGGCACCAUCUCGUACUUCAUCCCGACGCUCAUGACGGUGCAGGGGUACAAGGGCUCCAAGGCGCAGUACAUGACUGUGCCGAUCUACAUUGUCUCCCUCGCCUUCUCGCUCACCGGCGGCUGGCUCGCCGACCGCACCAAGCAGAAGGCGUACGUGAUCCUCGGCGCCGCGACGAUGAGCACGCUCAGCUUCAUCGUGUGUGGCUGGGCACCGGGCCACAAGCUCAAGUACGCGUUCCUGUGCUUUGGCUGCGCGGGUAUCUGGACGACGGUGCCCAUCUUCCUCUCGUGGAGCGUGAUCAUGUUCGACGGGCGCGAGAAGCGCGGCAUCUCGUUUGCGUUCGUCAACGGUAUCGGCAACCUCGCGUCCGUGUACGGCUCGUGGCUGUGGCCGUCUUGGAACGGCCCCAACUACCCCAUUGGCUUCGGCGUCACCACCGCCCUGUGCUUCAUGAUCAUCGUCAUGGUGUCGUUCGCCAAGUGGCGGUAUGGCGACACGGGCGUGGCCAAGACUUCGUAG
Vanrija pseudolonga is the source of this 1392-nucleotide messenger RNA. RefSeq names its product MFS transporter prlL. The coding region runs from base 1 to 1392 and encodes 463 amino acids. Gene Ontology annotation, cellular component: membrane. Gene Ontology annotation, molecular function: transmembrane transporter activity. Lineage: Eukaryota; Fungi; Basidiomycota; Tremellomycetes; Trichosporonales; Trichosporonaceae. The transcript is spliced from 6 exons. Gene Ontology annotation, biological process: transmembrane transport. The record is from RefSeq and is a predicted model, not a curated record.